UCUCACUCUCGCCGCUCUAUCCAAUGGCCGCUCGCCGCCGCCUCCUGCUCUGUCUCCUCCUGCUGGCCACCACUCUAUCGCCAACCGCCGUUGCCAGCGACGGCGCUGGCGAAUCGAAGAAGACGUACAUCUUCCGCGUCGACCACCGCGCCAAGCCGACGGUGUUCCCCACCCACGCGCACUGGUACACCUCCGCCGCCUUCGCCUCGCCAGCCAGCGCCGGCGCCGACCCGCUCGAGCCUCUCCACGUCUACGACACCGUCUUCCACGGCUUCUCCGCCUCGCUCACCGCGUCCCGCGCCGACGAGCUGCGCCGCCACCCCGCCGUCCUCGCCGCCUUCGAGGACCAGGUCCGGCAGCUGCACACCACCAGGUCGCCGCAGUUCAUGGGCCUCCGCGCGCGCCUCGGGCUCUGGUCCCUCGCCGACUACGGCUCCGACGUCAUCGUCGGGGUGCUCGACACCGGCGUCUGGCCCGAGCACCGGAGCCUCUCCGACAGGAACCUCCCGCCCGUCCCCGCCCGCUGGCGCGGCGGCUGCGACUCUGGUCCCGCCUUCCCGGCGUCCUCCUGCAACCGUAAGCUCGUGGGCGCGCGGUUCUUCUCCCAGGGCCACGCUGCGCACUACGGCGCCACCGCGGCGUCAGCGGCGGCCGCGUCCAACGGGUCCUCCGCCGAGUACAUGUCCCCGCGCGACGCCGACGGGCACGGCACCCACACGGCCACGACGGCAGCCGGGAGCGUGUCCUACGACGCGAGCAUGGAGGGGUACGCAUCCGGCGUCGCGAAGGGGGUCGCGCCCAAGGCCAGGGUGGCGGCGUACAAGGUGUGCUGGAAGGGCGCGGGCUGCCUCGACUCCGACAUCCUCGCCGGCUUCGACCGCGCCGUGGCGGACGGCGUGGACGUCAUCUCCGUCUCCAUCGGCGGGGGCAACGGCGCCGUCUCGCCCUUCUACAUCGACCCCAUCGCCAUCGGGUCGUACGGCGCCGUGUCGCGGGGCGUGUUCGUGGCCACCUCCGCGGGCAACGAAGGGCCGGCCCCCAUGUCGGUGACCAACCUGGCGCCGUGGGUCGCCACCGUGGGCGCCGGCACCAUCGACCGCAGCUUCCCCGCCGAGAUCGUGCUCGGCGACGGGCGGCGCCUGUCGGGGGUGUCGCUCUACUCCGGGAAGCCGCUGGCGAACAACACGAUGCUGUCCCUCUACUACCCCGGGAGGUCGGGCGGGCUGUCUGCUUCCCUGUGCAUGGAGAACUCCAUCGACCCGUCGCUCGUGGCCGGGAAGAUCGUCAUCUGCGACCGCGGCAGCAGCCCGCGCGUGGCGAAAGGGGUGGUGGUGAAGGACGCCGGCGGCGCGGCGAUGGUCCUCGCCAACGGAGAGGCCAACGGCGAAGGUCUGAUCGGGGACGCGCACGUCCUGCCGGCGUGCUCGGUGGGGGAGAGCGAGGGCGACGCGCUCAAGGCGUACGCCGCCAACAUCACCAACCCGACGGCAACGAUCGUGUUCCGGGGCACGGUCAUCGGCGUGAAGCCGGCGCCACUGGUGGCCUCCUUCUCGGCGCGCGGGCCCAACGGGCUCGUGCCGGAGAUCCUCAAGCCGGACUUCAUCGCGCCGGGCGUCAACAUCCUGGCGGCGUGGACGGGCGCCACGGGGCCCACGGGGCUGGAGUCCGACCCGCGGCGGACGGAGUUCAACAUCCUGUCGGGGACGUCCAUGGCGUGCCCGCACGCGAGCGGGGCCGCCGCGCUGCUCCGGUCGGCGCACCCCGGUUGGUCGCCCGCGGCGAUACGGUCGGCGCUGAUGACCACUGCCGUCGUCACCGACAACCGCGCCGGCGCGGUGGCCGACGAGGCGGAGGCCGGGCGCGCGGCCACGCCGUUCGACUACGGCGCGGGGCACGUCGCGCUGGGCAGGGCCCUGGACCCGGGCCUGGUGUACGACGCCGGGGACGAGGACUACGUGGCGUUCAUGUGCAGCAUCGGGUACGAGGCGAACGCGAUCGAGGUGAUCACGCACAGGCCCGUGGCGUGCCCGACGUCGACGGCGGGCAGGAAGCCGUCCGGGUCGGACCUGAACUACCCGUCGAUCUCCGUGGUGCUCUACGGCGGCGGCAACCAGUCGAGGACGGUGAUCCGCACGGCGACGAACGUGGGCGCGGAGGCGGCCGCGACGUACAGGGCGCGCGUGGAGAUGUCGAGCGGUGGCGUGUCCGUGGCGGUGGAACCGGAGAAGCUGGUCUUCUCGACGACUGUGCAGAAGCAGAGCUUCGCGGUGACGGUGGCGGCGGCCUCCGCUCCCGCCGGCGCGGCGCCGGUGUACGGGCACGUCGUGUGGUCGGACGGCCGCGGGCACGACGUGCGGAGCCCCAUCGUGGUGACAUGGCUGCAGCCAAUGUAAGUGACAGGUGGGGACACACCGAGCU
Messenger RNA from Lolium rigidum, 2418 nucleotides. Its product is annotated as subtilisin-like protease SBT1.6. Lineage: Eukaryota; Viridiplantae; Streptophyta; Magnoliopsida; Poales; Poaceae. The transcript has a single exon. Bases 24 to 2393 code for a protein of 789 amino acids. The record is from RefSeq and is a predicted model, not a curated record. Gene Ontology annotation, molecular function: serine-type endopeptidase activity. Gene Ontology annotation, biological process: proteolysis.